Messenger RNA from Nicotiana tabacum (common tobacco), 615 nucleotides. The record is from RefSeq and is a predicted model, not a curated record. NCBI's taxonomy places the organism in Eukaryota, Viridiplantae, Streptophyta, Magnoliopsida, Solanales, Solanaceae.
GAGUGUGUCAUCAUCACUGUCGACCCAAACAAAGAACCGACCCACCUGAGUUUCGAUCUCUCUCUCUCUCUCAACGACCCAGAAAAAGCGGCAAAAUCUAAUUUGCUUUUUGUAUGAAAAGAAAAGGCAAUGACCAAUGAGUAUCAACAACAAGACAUGUACUCCCUUCAGAAAGAAGAGGAGAAAGACUCCUUCGAGCUGGGAUCUGAGGAGCCUGAGGCCCCGUUGCCCCUCACUGUCACUUCUCGGGUGCUGUAUAUGUUGGGGGAUAUAACGGCGGGACCGGCGUAUCGGUUUGCCCAAUGGCUGGAGCUGGUCCGUAAGCGCAGCAGCAAUUACCGCUCUUCUGGAUUCCCUCAUCGGAUCCCCAGAGCCCAUAGCAUGCCAUUAAGCUUAAGCACAACUUUGAGAGUUGGAUUUAGACAGUGUAACAGUCUUCUUCAAAUUUGAGAUUAGUGACUGUGGUUUUCUUUAACCUGAUGUGAGUUGUCUUUCUUGAAAUUUUUUGUUAUGCUGCGCUUGAGUUUAUUGCUAAGAGCUAUAACUAAUUAUGGACCACAGUUUGCAAGUUGUGCUUUUAGAUUUUUAUCUUCUUUGCAAAAGGUGACAGUUAUU